Molecule: messenger RNA, 789 nt
Organism: Aureobasidium musti
Lineage: Eukaryota; Fungi; Ascomycota; Dothideomycetes; Dothideales; Saccotheciaceae
Source: the annotation of a GenBank genome assembly
AUGACGGUGAAGAAGAGAGGCUGGUACUUCGGUGCCGACCCGAACCAGGAUCUCGAAGCACAAGGUCUCGACUGGAUGUUGAAGAGGAUGCUAGGCUCGAACCAGGGGAAGAAGAUGCGCAGAGGUGACCAGUGGCAGUCGAGACUGGUGGCCAACUAUCUCCGGAGGGUGGACAAGUUCAGGGAGCUGUUCAUAUUCUGCGUGCACGUCUUGAGCGGCCAGCCCGCCAGAGGAACCGAGAUCACCAGUCUGCGCUUCCGCAACGGAGUGGCCAACCACCGCAACGUCUUCGUCUUGGACGGCAGAGUGAUGACGGUGACGAGCUACCACAAGUCACAAGCAAUGCUCGACAUGCCCAAGAUGGUGCCACGCUUCUUGCCGUGGAAACUGGGUCAGAUCGCGGUCAUCUAUCUCACCCACGUGCGGGCGUUCGCCGAGUUGCUGUCGGUGCAGGUACAGUACGGUCAAGGAUGGAGUGACUACAUCUGGGCGGACUCGCACGGCCCGUGGGAGACGCAGAAGCUCACCGACACGAUGAAACGAGAGACGGCCAAACGACUGAAGGCCAAGCUACACACCCAGAACUACAGACACGCCGCCGUCUUUCUAGGCAGGAGAUUCGUCGGACCGAGGUUCGCCAAAGGCUACCGAGAGGAGGCCGAAGAUCCGGAAGAAGCCAGGCGGGUGAUAUGGAUGACGAUCUCGAGGAGGGCAACGCGAUCGAGCUACAGAAAGCCGGCGGCUUCGGCACCGGAGCCGGCAGAUACGCGGUCAGAGCGGACAUCUUGA